Messenger RNA from Cajanus cajan (pigeon pea), 1814 nucleotides. RefSeq names its product cytochrome P450 CYP82D47. The record is from RefSeq and is a predicted model, not a curated record. Lineage: Eukaryota; Viridiplantae; Streptophyta; Magnoliopsida; Fabales; Fabaceae. Gene Ontology annotation, biological process: terpene biosynthetic process. Gene Ontology annotation, molecular function: oxidoreductase activity, acting on paired donors, with incorporation or reduction of molecular oxygen; monooxygenase activity; iron ion binding.
GAAAGCAAGAUCCUAUAAAUAUAUGUGCAAAAAUAUUGUGGUUACUCAACCCUCCCCAUGGAUCCUGCUACGUAUGUCCACACUAUUGCAGGAAUAAUCUUAGCUUUGUUAAUUGCAUACACAGUGCUUAAGUCCCCUAAUGGGUCUAAACACAAAAAGGGUAACAAAGUACCCGAACCUCGUGGUGCUUUACCUCUCAUAGGUCACCUCCAUCUUCUUAACGCUAAAAUACCCUAUUUUAGAACCUUUUCAAUCAUGGCUGAGAAAUAUGGUCCAAUUUUUUCUGUCAAAUUGGGUUGCCACCCCACCUUAGUGGUGAAUAGCAGGGAAAUUGCCAAGGAGUGUCUCACAACAAAUGACAAAGUUUUUGCCUCAAGACCUGACACAUCUGCAGGGAGAAUCAUAGGUUACAACAAUGCAGUGUUUGGCCUUUCUCCUUAUGGAGACUAUUGGCGUGAAAUGAGAAGAAUUUCCACUCUUGAGAUUUUCUCAAGACACAGGCUUGAAAAGCUAAAGCAUGUGAGAGACACCGAAAUAUUCUCUCUUGUCAAAGACUUGUACUCGUUAGCAAAGAAUGGGAAGGGUUCAAGUGUAGUUCCUAUAAGCAAGUUAUUGGAGCACACAACCUUCAAUAUAAUUGUGAGGAUGAUUGCUGGGAAGAGAUUUGAAGGGAACACUAUUAAUGAAGAAGAUAAUGAAGCAUGGAGGCUAAGGAAGGCCAUAAAAGAUGCCACAUAUCUAUGUGGUGUUUUUGUGGCAGCUGAUGCUAUUCCUUCCCUUAGUUGGUUUGAUUUUCAAGGGCACGUAGGUUUCAUGAAGAGGACUGCUAAGGACAUGGACAUUAUUCUUGACAAGUGGCUGGAAGAACAUGUCAGAAAGAGAGGUGAGGAUGAGAAUGGUAGUUGCGAAAGCGACUUCAUGGAUGUGAUGAUAUCAACUUUCCAAGGGCAAGAAGAAAUUUGUGGCUAUAAGCGGAACAUAGUUAUCAAAGCAACAUCGGUGCUCCUUAUUCUCACUGGGUCAGGAAGCACAGCCAUAACACUAACAUGGGCAUUGUCCUUACUCGUAAACCAUGGAAAGGUCCUGAAGAAAGCCCAAGAAGAAUUGGACAGGCAUGUAGGAAAAGAAAGAUGGGUGGAAGAAUCAGACAUAAAAAAGCUAAGUUAUCUUGAUGCCAUAAUCAAAGAGACCCUACGUUUGUACCCACCAGCCCCCUUAACCGGAAUUAGGGAAGUGAUGGAGGAUUGUUGUGUGGCAGGGUACCAUGUGUCAAAGGGAACACGUUUGCUUAUUAACCUAUGGAACUUGCAAAGGGACCCACAAGUAUGGCCUAAUCCUAAUGAAUUUCAACCAGAGAGGUUCCUCACCACUCAUCAAGACAUUGAGUUUAUGAGUCAAAACUUUGAGUUAAUCCCAUUUAGCUUUGGAAGAAGGUCAUGCCCUGGCAUGACAUUUGGGUUGCAAGUGUUGCACUUGACUCUGGCUCGCUUGCUUCAAGGCUUUCACAUGUGCACUAAGGAUGCUCUUCAGGUUGAUAUGACUGAAGGCUUAGGAGUUGCCUUGCCUAAGGAACAUGCCCUUCAACUUAUCCUCAAACCACGUCUUCCACUCCACCUUUAUGAAACCCUUUAAAUAACGUCUCUACCAACUAUCACUACUAUUUUAUUUCUGUUAUUUAAGAUAUUGGAGUUAGCCCUAAAAAUAAUGAGAUUAUAGUUUGGGUUGUAUUAUUAAACUAGUAGUUUUUAUAUGUAAUUUAAAGGUUAAAUUAGUAAUAUUUGAAUAUUAAAUAAAUGAUCCUUCUUCUAUUUUUA